Aspergillus calidoustus is the source of this 1164-nucleotide messenger RNA. Lineage: Eukaryota; Fungi; Ascomycota; Eurotiomycetes; Eurotiales; Aspergillaceae. The record is from the annotation of a GenBank genome assembly.
AUGAAGUGCCAGUCACUCCUCACCAGAGCGGCCGCUUUGGGACUUUGUUCUCUCGCAUUGGCCCAAAUUGAUACCUUUUCGCCGGAAAGCCAGAGGGAUGUCUACUACAGCAUCACGACAGCGUCCUCAAGAUCAGGCCCCGUUUUCUUCCAGAUUCGCGCUCCCACGACCUUCCAAUGGGUCGCGCUAGGCCAAGGAACAAGAAUGGCCGGCGCAGACAUGUUCGUUCUGUACGCGGCAUCCUCGCAGAAUGUGACCUUCUCCCCACGCUCAGGGACUGGGCAUGUCCCGCCGCAGUAUAAUCCCCAGGCCGACGUUUCCCUCCUCAAUGGCAGCGGCAUCGAAGAUGGCGUGAUGACAGCCAACGUGCGCUGCGACUCAUGUAACUAUUCGCCCAGCUCCUCAUGGAUAUUCGCGUACAAAGGCGGCCGGCCACUCAACUCCGACAGCCUGGAAGCAGACAUCGGCUUCCACGAUGACUUUGGCGGAACAACCGUUGACUUAUCAAGGGCCGUCUCGACCACCGAGAACCCGUUCUUGAACUAUGAUCCCAGCUCGCCCGCAGACCAGCCCAGCGAGGUCGGCGGAGGCACAAGAGACAACUCGACUACCCUGAUCGCCCACGGGUUUGUUAUGGCAAUCACAUUCGUGCUUCUCUUUCCCUCUUUCGGGCUUCUAACUGCCCUGUCGAUUCGCGGCAUCAUCGUCAAGGCGCAUGCGCCACUGCAAAUCAUCGCCUUAUUCAUGGCAAUCGCAGGCACAGGAUUAGGAAUCAAACUCGCACUAGACAGCGACAUCUUGGAUGACGUCCACGCAGUGCUUGGUCUUCUUGUGGUUGGCCUGCUAGUCCUGUUCCAGCCCGCAAUGGGCCUCCUUCAGCACCUCCAUUUCCGCCGCACAGGCAGGAAGAGUAUCUUCAGUUCCUCCCACCGCUGGCUGGGCCGCGUAAUAAUCAUUGUCGGAGUUCUAAAUGGAGGGCUUGGCUUCCGCUUGGCAGGUAUCGGCAACCCCAAUACACCAAAAAGCGCCGUCAUCGCUUACUCGGUGAUCGCGGGAGCAAUGGGACUGGUCUAUGUUGCCGUAAGAGCAUUUGUGAGGCGGGAUCGCCAGACUGGUCCGAAGAGAUCAGUGGGCAAUGAGAGUAAUAGCCAGCAAAUGACUUGA